Ylistrum balloti is the source of this 1797-nucleotide messenger RNA. RefSeq names its product solute carrier family 23 member 2-like. Lineage: Eukaryota; Metazoa; Mollusca; Bivalvia; Pectinida; Pectinidae. The record is from RefSeq and is a predicted model, not a curated record. The transcript is spliced from 11 exons. Gene Ontology annotation, biological process: transmembrane transport. Gene Ontology annotation, cellular component: membrane. Gene Ontology annotation, molecular function: transmembrane transporter activity.
AUGGCCGAAAAUGAUAGACUUUCAACUCCUACGACUGACGACACGGGGGACAAACUGGUUCCGAAUGGUGAGGACGAAGUGACAGUCGAGUGUGAAGAAGUUCCGACGCUUUUGUACAACGUUUCAGACAGAGUGUCCAUCCGUCUUGCUAUUUUCGUUGCCUUUCAGCAAGCCUUGAUUGCACUGUCGUCUUCCCUGGUUGUAUCUUCGUUCGUAUCAGACAUCGCUUGUGCGAACGAAUUCCCAGACAUUAGGAGAGACCUUCUAAGCUCUACCUUACUGAUGAAUGGAGUCACCACUUUCUUAAUGGUCACCAUGGGGACAAGACUUCCAUUGUUCCAAGGUCCUGCAGCCGAUUAUGUGGUGCCGUUGGUGGCUUUGCAAAUGAUAAAUCCAGAUACUUGUAAAAUCACAGACGGUAAGACCAACCAUGUGACUUUUGCCUUGUUAUCAGGUACAUAAGUAAUGUUGUGACGGAAAGAACUUGCCCUUUCCAAACUGCGCGAGUUUCAGGGGUGUUUGAUCUUGGUUGGGAUUAUCCACACUCUGCUUGGACUUACCGGUGCCGCCGGCAUUCUCCUUAGGUUUGUUGGACCCGUUACUGUCGUUCCGGUCAUGUUAUUAGGUGGUAUUUUCAUAUCAAAGGCCAAUGCGAAGUUUGCAAGAACUCAUUGGGGAUUGUCCAUUGCCACAGCGGCCACCGCUCUUGUCUUGUCUCUGUAUCUCAGCAAACGGAAGACGCCCUUCCCAGCGUGGUCGAGGAAAAAAGGAUUUCAUAUAUACUGGUAUCCCUUUCACCAAGUCUUCUCGAUUCUGAUUGGUAUACUCGUCGGCUGGAGUUUGUCGGCUGUGUUGACGUUGACAGGGGUACUUACAGAUGAUCCGUCUAAGGCAGAGUACAUGGCAAGGACGGACGCACAAGCUGACAUUGUCACAAAGGCCGAAUGGUUCAAAGUUCCUUACCCAAAUCAAUUUGGACCGCCAUCUUUCGACACUGGGGUAUUUAUUGCUUUCUUGAUCGGAACAUUUACUUCCAUCCUCGAUUCCAUCGGAGAUUACUACGCAUGUGCAAGAACAUGUAACGUGCCUCCACCGCCCCGCUAUGCCAUUAACAGAGGUAUUGCAGUAGAAGGCUUUGGGAGCACUUUGUCAGGAAUCUUGGGAUGUGGUCAUGCUACCACAACGUACGGCGGCAACAUUGGAGCCUUGGGUCUUACAAAGGUGGCGAGUCGUGACGUCUUACUGUGGACAUCGCUCAUUUAUGUAGUAUUCGGCCUUGUCGGAAAAGUUUCUGCUGUCUUCAUAACCUUACCAGUGCCGGUUCUCGGUGGCGCCAUGAUCGUCAUGUACGGAAUGUUCAAUGGCAUUGCCCUUUCCAACCUCCAGGUGAUAUCACUUUCGGCUAAUCGGAAUCUCGCUAUUUUAGGGACCUCUUUAUUUGUGGGUCUCAUGGUCCCCUACUGGUUAGAGGAAUAUCCGGAAGAUCUCCAAACAGGCGAUGCCUAUAGCGACAAUAUAACAAAGACAUUGCUGUCAAACCCUAUCUUGUGUGGUGGGGCAGUAGCUGCCUUUCUGGAUAACACCGUACCAGGUACAGCGAAAGAAAGAGGUAUAACAGCAUGGCAGGAGCCGGAGAAAACUGGACAAUCCCAGACAUACAGUGAGGGAUUGGAAGUGUACCUUCCUCUUAUACCCGCGCGCUGGCUGUCGUGGAGAGGGAUGAAGUACUUACCCUUUUGUCAGUAUAAAGCUUCGGAGGAUAUAACAAAGACGGACAAGUCUACACCAGAGUGCUGA